AUGGAGCCGACUGAGCUGCUCCUCGUGGUCAUGCUUCUCCUAACUGCAAGACUGGAUCUGUGCCUCCCGGCUCCCCCCGCCUGUGACCCCCGUCUCCUAAAUAAACUGCUUCGCGACUCCCAUGUCCUUCACAGCAGACUGAACCAGUGUCCAGACGUUAACCCUUUGUCCACACCUGUCCUGCUGCCUGCUGUGGACUUCAGCUUGGGAGAAUGGAAAACCCAGAAGGAGAAGACCAAGGCACAGGACGUUCUGGGAGCCGCGACCCUUCUGCUGGAGGGAGUAAUGGCAGCACGGAGACAACUGGGACCCACCUGCCUCUCAUCCCUCCUGGGACAGCUUUCUGGACAGGUCCGUCUCCUCCUUGGGGCCCUGCAGGGCCUCCUUGGAACCCAGCUUCCUCCACAGGGCAGGACCACAACUCACAAGGAUCCCAAUGCCAUAUUCCUGACCUUCCAACAACUGCUCCGAGGAAAGGUGCGCUUCCUGCUGCUUGUAGUAGGGCCCACCCUCUGUGUCAAGCAGGCCCUACCCACGACAGCUGUCCCAAGCAAUACCUCUCUAUUGCUCACACUGCACAAGCUCCCAAACAGGACUUCUGGAUUGUUGGAGACAAACUCCAGUGUCUCAGCCAGAACUACUGGCUCUGGACUUCUGAAGAGGCUGCAGGGAUUCAGAGCCAAGAUUCCUGGUCUGCUGAACCAAACCUCCAGGUCCCUAGACCAAAUGCCUGGACACCUGAACAGGACACACGGACCCUUGAUUGGAACUCAUGGACUCUUUCCUGGACCCUCACCCGUGGCCCUAGGAGCCCCAGACAUCCCUCCGGGAACUUCAGACAUGGACUCCCUGCCCCCCAACCUCUGGCCUGGAUAUGCUCCUUCCCCAACCCAUCCUCCUGCUGGGCAAUACACACUCUUCUCUCCUUCACCCACCUCGCCCACCCCCCCGGGCCAGCUCCAACCUCCAUCUCCUGACCCCACUGUCAUAGCCAACUCGACCAGUCCUCUUCUAAUUGCAGCCUACCCUCACUUCCAGAAUCUGUCUCAGAAGGAGUAAGGUACUCCGGCCCUGCCAGCAUCAGCACUGUCUCCAUGUAAAGUUCCCUUUCCAGGAGGGGAGGCCCUGGGAGUCAAGUUAUACCAGAUUUCCUGCUUUCACCUGAAACCCAAAGCCCUGCUAAAGGGGGAUACACGGGACAGAAAAGGGGAUCAUUUUUCACUGUAUAUUGUAAAACUUCAGAAGCUAUUUUUUUAAACUAUCAAUAAUAUUCACCAGAGCAGCUACUUAUCUUUGGUCUGUUUUCUCCACAAAUUUACAACUAAUUCUCUACGUGCUCUUUUUCAUACAACAAUUCUGCAAAGGGCUGGACCAGCCUGA
Messenger RNA from Odobenus rosmarus divergens (Pacific walrus), 1380 nucleotides. It is a transcript of the gene THPO, whose product is annotated as thrombopoietin. Lineage: Eukaryota; Metazoa; Chordata; Mammalia; Carnivora; Odobenidae. Gene Ontology annotation, biological process: positive regulation of ERK1 and ERK2 cascade; cell population proliferation; thrombopoietin-mediated signaling pathway. The record is from RefSeq and is a predicted model, not a curated record. Gene Ontology annotation, cellular component: extracellular region. Gene Ontology annotation, molecular function: hormone activity; cytokine activity.